Molecule: messenger RNA, 891 nt
Organism: Macadamia integrifolia
Lineage: Eukaryota; Viridiplantae; Streptophyta; Magnoliopsida; Proteales; Proteaceae
Product: putative receptor like protein 25
Exons: 1
Coding region: 104-712 (202 amino acids)
Molecular function (GO): protein binding
Source: RefSeq, a predicted model, not a curated record
UACAGAUGUAACUCAGUCGGCAAAUUAUAUAAGUUCGCAAAAUACAAGUGGACUUUCCUAUCAAGUUACUCUCAGGAUUGUAAUCAAAGGAAUAUCUUUGGAGAUGGAGAAGAUUAUAGAAACAUUCACCACUAUAAAUCUUUCCGGCAACAAGUUUCAAGGAAAUAUUUCAGCUGCAAUUGGGGAACUUAAAGCACUCAUGGGACUCAAUCUAUCUGCAAAUGACCUCACGGGUCAAAUUCCAUCUUCAUUUUCUCAGUUGAUCAGGCUUGAGUCAUUAGAUCUUUCUAGAAAUAGUUUAUCGGGGGAAAUCCCCCAACAUUUGGCAGAUCUCACAUUCCUUUCAGUUUUGAAUCUUUCACAAAACCAUCUCACAGGAAGGAUACCACAAGGCAACCAAUUUGGAACAUUUCCAGCUGCUUCAUAUGAAGGGAAUUUGGGGUUAUGUGGACCUCCAUUACCAAAAAGAUGUGGAGUCAUAGAUAGUGCAUUACCUCCAGCUUUGGCACUAGAAAAGGAAGAAGAUUCAACAAGUAUACUUGAUUGGAGAUUUGUGAUUGCAGGGUAUUGUUCAGGAGUGAUAAUCGGGGUGGUGAUUGGUCAUACUAUGUUUUGGAGAAUCAUUGGAUGCUUCAAGCUAACAUCAAGAAUGAGAAAACUCAAGCGAAGACAAGGAUCAAGGAAGAGCAAAAGCCAUGGAAGACUAAAAUGAACAACUGUCAAAUCGUGGAGUGAACAAGAUUUCAGUAGCAUUGUAUUUAUUUGUGUUCUUAAUGUUGAAUGUGCUUUUAUUUCUUAGUGAUGUUGGGUUGUUAUCUAUGAUAUGCUAUGUUCUUUUAAUUUAAUAGAAUUCCUCACUGCUGCGGAAGGUUCAGUGUCAAACACCUGAAA